Striga hermonthica is the source of this 1077-nucleotide messenger RNA. NCBI's taxonomy places the organism in Eukaryota, Viridiplantae, Streptophyta, Magnoliopsida, Lamiales, Orobanchaceae. The record is from the annotation of a GenBank genome assembly.
AUGCUUACCUGUCGAGCCUUUCUCCUCCUCCUCCUCCUCUUCCUUACUAUCUCAACCACCAUCGGCACUAGGAUUCCUUUGACCCACACCAACAGCCCGACUACCCGUCGUCACCUGGCGAACUUCUACCACCACACGGCAUACUAUGUGACCCUCGGCGUGGGCACCCCGCCGCAGAGCCAAGACCUGUUCAUCGACACGGACAACAAUCUCCUCUAUGACAACAUCCUCGUCUGCAAUGUCUCAACAGCGGUCUGCACGUACGACUAUGGGUACUCGGGCGGGCUCCACACUCAAAGAACCAUGGCCCUCGAGAGCGUCAUGGUUAGGGACUUGGUGGUCCCCGACAGAGUGCCCGUGGGAUGCGCCCAUGUGGCUAACUUCAUGGCUAAUUUCACCGUGAACGGGGUUCUGGGCCUGGCUGGCGGGUCCCUCUCGCUGGCGAGCCAGUCGAGCGGGACGCUAGGUGGGGCUUUCAGCUACUGUCUCAGCUACACCUCCAAGUUCUCGAGCUACUACUACAUUGGCCUCACGGGCCUUGGGGUCGACGGGGUCCGAGUGGAUGGCAUAAACGAGAUGAUCUUUAGGAUGUCGGACGAGGAAGAUAGAGGGAUGAUAGUGGACACGGGGAUGACGGUCACGAUGUUACCUGCGGAAGCCUACAUUAAGCUAUGGGAUGUGUUCAUAAAGGCGAUGGGGAACGUGACGACAAGAUCGAGUCACAACAUGUGUUAUCAGCUCGACGAGACGGAGAGGAUACCGAAUAUCACGCUUUUCUUUUCCCAUGGGCCGAGCUUGACGACCAAGCAUCCUCUGUACGGUUUGUACAAUUGCUUCGCAUUUGCUCCGUUGGAAUCGGAUCAGAGCCCAAGCGUAAUCGUCAACGUUGCGCAACAAGGCACUCGGAUCUUGGUGACAAUCCAUAACCCCUUCCGAAAACUCUCUCCCACUCAAAUGAUUCAUUCUAGGCCUGGUCACACUUCUAAGAAGGAUAUCAGAAGGAAGGCUGAUCCUAUCCUUGAUGGUUUUAUUGACCCCCAGCAAAACAAAUUCCCCCAUCUACAACAACCGUUUUAG